AUGGUUGCCCUCAGCCACACUCGUAGCCCCAAGCAGGCUAUGCUGCCAGCGCCCGGCGCCUUGGCCCGAUCCGCCUUGUCUUCCACGCCCGCUCCCUUGCUAACCUCACAUCCUUCUUCAUCGCAAACACCCAGGGCAACUCCGGUCGAGUCUCCACACCCGCCAGCUUCUGCCCCCGUGUCAACUGUCGACUCUGGGCCUUCGGCAUCAACUGCGACCACUUCCGCCGCGACUGGUGGUGCAUCCUCCGCACUGACGUCAGGGAAAACACAAACUGUUUUCAUACACAAACUCUACGACAUGUUGGAGGACCCAUCGUUGUCGCAUCUUAUUUGGUGGUCGCCUUCCAAUGACUCCUUCUUUCUCUAUCCCGGUGAAGAGUUCUCAAACGUUUUGGCGCAGUACUUCAAGCAUACCAAUAUUGCCUCCUUCAUUCGCCAGUUAAACAUGUACGGCUUCCACAAAGUCAACGACAACUUCCAGAGCGAAGAAAAGCAAUCCACCAAUGUUUCAAGCAAUACAGCUGGUGGUCUGGCUCCGAACCAGGCUACACGUUGGGAAUUCCGCCAUUCCACAAACCAGUUUCGCAAAGGUGACAUUCAGUCUCUCAGUUCCAUCAAACGGAAAUCAUCCAAAGUGAUCAACUCUCAAAAAGAAAUUGUAAAUUUGAAAACAAUCCCUCCCACAUCUUCUGCUAACCUUGAUGACCAGAAACCGGAACAGCAAUAUCACCAAGCAAUGUACCAGCAGCUGGUUGACCAAAUGCACGGCAGUCCAAGCCUACCCCACCAGUCCCUCUCGCCCUCAGUACCGAUCUAUGCGCCACCCAUGAUUGCUCACCACACAUACCCUCCUUUGUACAUGAAUGGAGUCCCAUCCUCAAAUGUUCCCCAUUCGCCUAACUCACCUCCUUUCCCUGAUCAUGGUGGCAUUUCGCCUUCUAACAUGGGUCAACCCUCGUGGCAACAGUCGUUGCUGCAACCGCAACUGCGACUGUCCUCUUUACAGAAUCCUCCAUUGAAUAUGGAACAGUCAAUGAACCUUAAGCUAAUCGAAAUGACAAACUCCAUUAACAACUUGAAACAAGGGUAUUCGGAUUUAUCCUCUCGAUAUGAAGUGUUGCAAGCGUUGUACCACCGUAGCCAAUCUGACCUCCUACGAUUGACUGAAAUCUUCGAAAAGAACAUGCGGGGGCCUGAACCAGAACCGCGCGCACCUAAAGACAAUGACCAUUUCGACAGAAGCAAAACGAAAACUCCCGUUGAUAAAAUGACAACUCCUGGUGUUGAUACUGGUAUGUCUCCAAUGACAGUGAAGCCUGGUUCCAAAUAUUCCGAAUUGGAAGCAUUUAAGCAACAAUUACAGGAUAAUAUCAAUCGGCCUCCAACAUAUAUUCCACAGCAACGGCAUAACCAGCCGCAAGGGAGUUAUCACUUAAAUGAUACUCUGGGAGUUUCAAAGGUUCCUUUUAAUGUUGUUCCUCAGCACUACCCAAUCAACCCAAACUACACAUUGUACAAUAAGAAUCCAGAAAUACCUGGUUCUAGACAAUUCAAUUUCAAUGCAGAGGACUUGAAAAAACCUCAAGCACCAAUUCCAAUGGUAUCGAGACAUGUUUCUGUUUUGAUGGAUCCUCUCCAGCCUCUAUCUGGAAGAAAUCCCGUAAAACCUGAAGAGUCUCUGGUGAGUUCAACAUCUGCUAAACUGAAGGAAAAAGCUCCUGCUGAGACCUCGGCCCCUCAAUUCGUCCAAAAAUAUCAACCUGUUGCUUUCCAUCAAGCACCUAUGCAUGCUUAUUACCAACAUAUUCAUUCGGGUCUCCCGAAUCAGCAGAGGACGGUUUCACUACCUAUUCUUGAGAAGCUGAUGCCUUCGAAUCAAAAUGUGCAACAGAGACAUUCUACGACCACUAUUUUACCAAAUGAAACUAUUUCACGUUCAGAGGACGCUGAAGACAGGGGCCUUAUGUUUCCCAGAACACAAGUACUGGCAAACAGUAACAUAAACUCGCAGAUAACUUCAAAAGAUCAUAUUGGCGGUGAACCCAAUCAGGUGCCACAGUCUCCUAGAGAAAGAGCAGUCGGUAAAAAUCAGCUUCCCUCUGUUCUGGAACUCGAUAAGUCAAUCAAAAGUAAUGGAGGGCGGGUCCGUGAUCUACUACUGUCUGACGGCGAAGAUGAACACAGUAAGAAAAGGAAGUUAGGGACCUGA
Clavispora lusitaniae ATCC 42720 is the source of this 2211-nucleotide messenger RNA. RefSeq names its product Sfl1p (gene SFL1). Gene Ontology annotation, biological process: regulation of DNA-templated transcription. Lineage: Eukaryota; Fungi; Ascomycota; Pichiomycetes; Serinales; Metschnikowiaceae. The record is from RefSeq and is a predicted model, not a curated record. Gene Ontology annotation, molecular function: sequence-specific DNA binding; DNA-binding transcription factor activity.